ACACAAAAUUAAUUAAAUAAUACUAGUAUAUUUGAAGGUACGAAUAAUAAUGAAUAAAUAGGAAAAAUUGGGUGUAGAAAAUAGAUACAGUAUAUAAGAAAAGGAGAUAAUAGAAAAGAAGAAAGGGGAAAUGUGGAGUGUCAUAACCAACGAACCAUUCUGCAAAUAUGAUCUCAGCUGCAUUUCUCUCUGAAAAAACCACCCAUCUCCCUUCCUAAUUCCAUCAAAUCCAAUUCUCUAUUCUUCGAGAGAUGUAUAAGAACCAGCUCCAGGAGCUAGCGCAGAGGAGCUGCUUCAAUCUGCCCUCCUACACCUGCAUCAGAGAGGGUCCCGACCACGCGCCGCGCUUCAAGGCUAUCGUCAACUUCAACGGCGACAACUUCGAGAGCCCCAACUACUGCUCCACCCUCCGCCAGGCCGAGCACUCCGCUGCCGAGGCCGCCCUCGCCUCCCUCUCCUCCCGCGGCCCCUCCCAUUCCCUCGCCGCCCGCAUCCUCGAUGAGACGGGGGUUUAUAAGAACCUGCUGCAGGAGAUUGCACAGAGAGUGGGAUCUCCAUUGCCACAGUACACAACUUUCAGGUCCGGUUUAGGGCACCUGCCCGUGUUCACUGGAACUGUGGAGCUGGCCGGAAUCAUAUUCACCGGAGAGCCUGCAAAGAGCAAGAAGCAAGCUGAAAAGAAUGCUGCACUGGCAGCUUGGCUGUCGCUCAAACUAUUGGCACAGCAAGAAGCGAGCUCUCCGUCUGAGCACGAAUGCAGCGACGAGCAGGAACAGAUACGGAUAGCAAGGGCAUUACAGAACUACCGUUUGAAGGAGAAGUUGAUGAUGCCCAACCUACACAAUGCCUCCAUACCAUUCCAAAAGAAAUUCUUGGCUCCAACCCCUCGUCCCUCGAGACCACAGCGUCCCACCGUGCCAACAUCCAAAAUCCUCCCCUUCUUCUGCCAGAGAAGUGCUUCACAAACUAGACCACCAUCUCCGGUAAACAGCAGCCAUAGCACCACCUUACCACAACUGCAGCCAUCACCAGAAAUUAGGACAGCGCCACACGUUUUUCAGAGGUUUCCUGCUGUCGAGGCAGCUCCUUACGUUCCGUUCAGAUCAUGUAGGUCGCCAUACCAAGGCAUUGCUCCACCUGUAACAAUACGAACUGCAGUGCCUGUUUUCUCAUCACCACCACCCCCUCAAGCCAUGCAACCUCGGCCUGCACGACUUGCUCCACCAGUAUGCAUCAGGCAGGCCGCUACAACCUGUUCAUCGCCAUUACAGACAGCACCUGCAGCUGAGGCCGAGGUAAUUGGAACCUGCGAUGUAGAUGAGUCCACAGCCGUCAGGUGUCUGGAGCAGCUUGAGAUAUGAUAAUGGCGCACAAAGAUAUUCUGUUCCGCGUCUUCAUGGUGUAAGUGGUAAUUUUCUUUUCUGAUCUCUGUAUUCAAGAUAUUCUGUACUGUUGUUACUGGCAGCGGUGGGCAGCUCCACAUUUAGCUUGUUCAAGUUUAAGAACUAUAUAUUAGAAAGCCUGGUUUUUGUAGCAUAUGUAUUAUAUAUAUAUAUAUAUUAUAUAUCAUCACAGUUUAUGAUUAAUAGCAAGAACUAUCCUCUUUUUUCUGGUGGGAA
Messenger RNA from Salvia miltiorrhiza (redroot sage), 1619 nucleotides. RefSeq names its product double-stranded RNA-binding protein 6-like. NCBI's taxonomy places the organism in Eukaryota, Viridiplantae, Streptophyta, Magnoliopsida, Lamiales, Lamiaceae. Gene Ontology annotation, molecular function: double-stranded RNA binding. The transcript is spliced from 3 exons. The record is from RefSeq and is a predicted model, not a curated record. The coding region runs from base 252 to 1361 and encodes 369 amino acids.